Messenger RNA from Oxyura jamaicensis (ruddy duck), 2185 nucleotides. RefSeq names its product cAMP-specific 3',5'-cyclic phosphodiesterase 4D-like. Gene Ontology annotation, molecular function: 3',5'-cyclic-AMP phosphodiesterase activity. NCBI's taxonomy places the organism in Eukaryota, Metazoa, Chordata, Aves, Anseriformes, Anatidae. The record is from RefSeq and is a predicted model, not a curated record. Gene Ontology annotation, cellular component: perinuclear region of cytoplasm; cytosol; nucleus. Gene Ontology annotation, biological process: signal transduction. Bases 8 to 1450 code for a protein of 480 amino acids. The transcript has 8 exons.
GCGCCCCAUGUCGCAGAUCAGCGGCGUCAGGAAGCUCACGCACGGCUCCAGCCUCGCCGCCGCCGGCAUCCCUCGCUUCGGGGUGCGCACGGACCACGAGGGGCUGCUGGCCAAGGAGCUGGAGGACACCAACAAGUGGGGUCUGGACGUCUUCAAAGUCGCCGAGUAUUCGGGCAACCGCCCGCUGACGGUCCUCAUGUACAGCAUCUUCCAGGAGCGCGACCUGAUGAAGACCUUCCGCAUCCCCGCCGACACCUUCAUCACCUACAUGCUGACGCUGGAGGACCACUACCACGCCGACGUGGCCUACCACAACAACAUCCACGCCGCCGACGUGGCCCAGUCCACCCACGUCCUCCUGUCCACGCCGGCGUUGGAGGCCGUCUUCACGGACCUGGAGAUCAUGGCUGCCAUCUUCGCCAGCGCCAUCCACGACGUCGACCACCCCGGGGUCUCCAACCAGUUCCUCAUCAACACCAACUCGGAGCUGGCGCUGAUGUACAACGACGCCUCGGUGCUGGAGAACCACCACCUGGCCGUGGGCUUCAAGCUCCUCCAGGAGGAGAACUGCGACAUCUUCCAGAACCUGAGCAAGAAGCAGAGGCAGUCGCUCCGUAAAAUGGCCAUCGACAUGGUGCUGGCCACGGACAUGUCCAAGCACAUGAACCUGCUGGCGGAUCUGAAGACCAUGGUGGAGACCAAGAAGGUGACCAGCCUGGGGGUGCUGCUGCUGGAUAACUACUCCGACCGCAUCCAGGUGCUGCAGAACAUGGUGCACUGCGCCGACCUCAGCAACCCCACCAAGCCCCUGGAGCUGUACCGGCAGUGGACCGACCGCAUCAUGGAGGAGUUCUUCCGCCAGGGCGACCGCGAGCGGGAGAAGGGGAUGGAGAUCAGCCCCAUGUGCGACAAGCACACCGCCUCCGUGGAGAAGUCCCAGGUGGGCUUCAUCGACUUCAUCGCCCACCCGCUGUGGGAGACCUGGGCCGACCUGGUGCACCCCGAUGCCCAGGAGAUCCUGGACACGCUGGAGGACAACCGGGAGUGGUACCAGAGCAUGAUCCCGCGCAGCCCGUCCCCGCCGCCCGAGGGUCCCGGGGUGCCCCCGGCCCCCACCGACAAGUUCCAGUUCGAGAUGACGCUGGAGGAGGAGGAGGGCGAGUCGGACACGGAGCCGGAGGGGCCCGAGAGCCCCUUGGACGAGGACAACAGUGGCUCCAAGACGCCGGCCACGGAUGACUCGGAGUCGGCCGACACUGAGCACCUCUCACCCGGCUCCGGAGACCGGGACUUGCCCCGGGGUGGGUGCCCCGGGGACGUGGACAACCGGCGGGCGCUGGAGGGGACGCUGACGAAGGACGGUGGCAGCUCAGCACCGGGCUCCGAGGGCAGCCGGGAGCUGUGCCUGGACACGGAGGGCAACGUCACAUUCCUGCCCCUGGGCACGUAGCGGCCCCGGCUGGCGGGUCCCGUCGCUGCCGCAGGGACGUGGGACACGGCAUUGCCCCAGCGAGUGCCACGGGCAUCCCAGGCUCCUGGCAUCGUCACUGCUGGGACCGGGGCGGCCGUCGGGACACGGAGGGACCCGAGGAAUGUCCCCGCACGGUAGCUGGGCAGGUACCGAUGGGCACAAGGCCACCACGGCUCAUUCCCUCCCGACUGUCCCCUGCUCCCACCCAGCGUCCCGACGUCCAGGUCCCCGUCGCCUGCAAACGGGUCUUGGGGACGUUUUGCUCUUGCCCUGUCCCAGCCCUGGGCACACUGUGGCUCCCCGGGGAGAUGUCCCCCGUUGUGCCAGGCGCAGCCAAAAGCCUGUGGGCGUCCGGGUGCCACGAGGCUCCCCGGUGUCAGGGCACCAGGGCACGACGCUGGCUGCUUGGGCACGAGUCGGGGGGGGGGGGGGUCAUUUAUUUGGGGGGGGGGGGGGGGGGGGUCACUUUUUAAAGCCUUUUGUAGCUCACUUUUUAAUACCAGCCUCACCUCGGCGCACUCACACGCGUUUCUGUGGCGGAAGCUGCUCUCUGACUGUGACCAGCACCCGAAAUGCUGCAUUUAUACUUUGCACUUUGGGCCCCCGCCGGGCGCUGCAGCCCCACGUGUCCCCGCAGGGACCGGGGCAGCCCCCGGGGGUCGUUUCGGUUUCUUCCUUCACCCUCCAGAUAUUAAAACCUGGUUUGUUCCCCCU